Messenger RNA from Setaria italica (foxtail millet), 1438 nucleotides. Its product is annotated as sphinganine C4-monooxygenase 1. The record is from RefSeq and is a predicted model, not a curated record. Bases 459 to 1253 code for a protein of 264 amino acids. The transcript has 3 exons. Gene Ontology annotation, molecular function: oxidoreductase activity; iron ion binding. Gene Ontology annotation, biological process: lipid biosynthetic process. NCBI's taxonomy places the organism in Eukaryota, Viridiplantae, Streptophyta, Magnoliopsida, Poales, Poaceae.
CGGAAAGGCGCCUCCAAAAUAGUCAAAACAGCAACGCGCAGUAGGAUUGCGCGACUCGCCUUCUCCAGUUCUCCGCCCGACCGCCCCUGCCUAGUCUCCCCCCUCCCUCACGCCUGGACUGGACUGAAGCCGGGGGGAGAGAGGAAAAAUCUCCCCAGGGCCGCGGGCAGUCGCCGGUCUCGCCGGCCUUCUCAGACCACCCGCAUUGCGCUUCCCCGCCCAGCUAUAAGUAGUCGCCGGACAAGGCGGCCGACUCAUCCCAUCCCAUCUCAUCUCAUCUCAUCCAUCCCGGAGCAGAGGCAAUCCAAGGAAAAGGCGCUUCUUUUCCCUGUUGGGAGCAGAGUUGCAGGAGAAGCGUUUGGGAGGCUUCUUGUUCUUUCCUGGGUCCAGUGGUGGCAGCUGCUGCUGCGGAGGUGAAGAUUCGAGCUUCGAGGUGUUCUUGGGGGGGAAGAGUGAGGAUGGCAUUCGCGGUCUCCGACGAGAUUCUGGGCACAUUCGUGCCGAUUGCGGUGUACUGGCUCUACUCGGGGCUGUACGUUGUGCUUGACGGGCUGGGCAUGGACGACUACCGGCUCCACCCCAAGGGGGAGGAGGUCAGGAACAUUGUUUCCAAGUGGACAGUCGUCAGGGGCGUCCUCGUCCAGCAGGCGUUCCAAAUCGCCGUCUCACUGCUCCUCUUCACGGUUCUUGGUGAUGAGAGUGGAACUGUGAGGAAGCAACCUUCCGCUCUGGUAAUAGCUUUGCAAUUUAUCAUCGCAAUGUUCGUCAUGGACACAUGGCAAUACUUCAUGCACAGAUACAUGCACAUUAACAAAUUCCUGUACAAGCACGUCCACUCCAAGCAUCACACUCUUGUUGUCCCUUACGCCUUUGGAGCUCUCUACAACCACCCGCUGGAGGGACUCAUCCUGGACACCAUCGGGGGUGCGCUCUCGUUCCUCAUCUCCGGUAUGACCCCAAGGACAGGCAUAUUCUUCUUCUCCUUCGCGACCAUCAAGACCGUCGAUGACCACUGCGGGCUCUGGCUACCCGGGAACAUCCUCCAUCUCUUCUUCAGCAACAACAGCGCUUACCAUGAUAUCCACCACCAGCUCUAUGGCAACAAGUACAACUUCUCGCAGCCCUUCUUCGUCAUGUGGGACAAGAUCCUCGGAACAUACAUGCCUUACACUCUCGAGACCCGCAAGGGAGGCGGGUACGAGGCGCGCCCGGUCAAGCUCAACCAAGCACAGCAGACCAGCAAGACUGAUUAAGCAGCGCGGUUUCUCCUGUUUUCUACUACUUGCCCUGAUUUUUUUUCUUUCUGACUGCAUUUGUGUUGUAGAAGUAUUUCCCUGUCCAUAUAGUAAAAAUCCUUUAGGCACAUGCCAUCCUGUACCAAGUUAUAGCAAAUAAAACAUCGUGUUAAAGGAAAAUCCCCACCCAGGCAUGUUCCCUC